Messenger RNA from Felis catus (domestic cat), 1883 nucleotides. RefSeq names its product TDP-glucose 4,6-dehydratase (gene TGDS). NCBI's taxonomy places the organism in Eukaryota, Metazoa, Chordata, Mammalia, Carnivora, Felidae. Gene Ontology annotation, biological process: nucleotide-sugar metabolic process. Gene Ontology annotation, molecular function: dTDP-glucose 4,6-dehydratase activity. The transcript is spliced from 12 exons. The record is from RefSeq and is a predicted model, not a curated record. The coding region runs from base 143 to 1210 and encodes 355 amino acids.
GUCGGCCCAGCUCCGGAAGCUGCUGCUGCCCACCCCACUGACGUGUCGCGGCAGCGAGACGUGUCGCGAAGAGUCACGGUGGAACUUACCUACGGUGUACAGAUCUGGCGCUUUACGCUGCUAGGCACUGCUGAGCUGGGAGAUGUCGGCUGCGGGCAGGGUGGAGCCCUUGGGUCCUCCCGGCAGCUUUGCGAAGCGGCUCCUGGUGACCGGGGGUGCUGGUUUCAUCGCAUCACAUGUGAUUGUCUCUUUAGUACAAGAUUAUCCGAACUAUAUGAUCAUAAAUCUAGACAAGCUGGAUUACUGUGCAAGCUUGAAGAAUCUUGAAACCAUUUCUAACAAACAAAACUACAAAUUUAUACAGGGUGACAUAUGUAAUUCUCACUUUGUGAAACUGCUUUUUGAAACAGAGAAAAUAGAUAUAGUGCUACAUUUUGCUGCGCAAACACAUGUAGAUCUUUCAUUUGUACGUGCCUUUGAGUUUACAUACGUUAAUGUCUACGGCACUCAUGUUUUGGUAAGUGCUGCUCAUGAAGCCAGAGUGGAGAAAUUUAUUUAUGUUAGCACAGAUGAAGUGUAUGGAGGCAGUCUUGAUAAGGAAUUUGACGAAUCUUCACCCAAACAACCUACAAAUCCAUAUGCAUCAUCUAAGGCAGCUGCUGAGUGUUUUGUACAGUCUUACUGGGAACGAUAUAAAUUUCCAGCUGUCAUCACACGAAGCAGUAAUGUUUACGGACCACAUCAAUAUCCAGAAAAGGUUAUUCCAAAAUUUAUAUCUUUACUACAACACAACAGGAAAUGCUGCAUCCAUGGAUCAGGGCUUCAAACGAGAAAUUUCCUUUAUGCUACCGAUGUAGUAGAAGCAUUUCUCACUGUCCUCAAGAAGGGGAAACCAGGUGAAAUUUAUAACAUCGGAACCAAUUUUGAAAUGUCAGUUCUCCAGCUUGCCAAAGAACUAAUACAACUGAUCAAAGAGACCAAUUCAGAGUCUGAAAUGGAAAACUGGGUGGAUUAUGUUAAUGAUAGACCUACCAAUGACAUGAGAUAUCCAAUGAAGUCAGAAAAAAUACAUGGUUUAGGAUGGAGACCCAAAGUGCCUUGGAAAGAAGGAAUAAAAAAGACAAUUGACUGGUACAGAGAGAAUUUUCACAACUGGAAGAAUGCAGAAAAGGCAUUGGAACCCUUUCCAGUACAACCACCGUUUGUAUAGUCAAGACAGUUUUCAGAGAAAGAAGAAAAUUAUCCUACCUCCACAAGCCAUGGGAAACCAAGUGACCAAAAGGUGUCCUCUUUUCUUUUGGAAUUAGAUUCAUGACUUUUUGCAUAAAAUUCGAAUGCAAAACACCUCAAUCUUUAGAAUAGGUGUGGUGCUGGCAUAGGAUUUAAAUUUCAAGAUUCUUUCCAAAAACCUUUCUCCUGAAAGUUAGGCACCAGAAGGCCUAGAAAGACCUUUCGUAGGAAGGGGCCAGGAAAAUGGAAUCUCAUGGUUCUGAGAACAAGGACCGAGCCCAGUUCUGCGCUGACGACAGCCUUCGCGGGCCCUGAACUCAGUUGCCCGACCUUCCCCACUGCCUACAAAGUCUCUCAAGUUUCCAUUUUUAGGCAACAUAGGAUGAGCUGUCUGUCCUCAUUCAUCUUUUUUAUUAAAGGUCUGAUAUGCUAUAAUUGCUUUAAAAGUGGAACAAUGGAAGCAUAUCUAGCACUUUUUAACUUUAGAUAAUUUUGUAAAAUUAAGUUAAAUGUUUUUUAAAAGAAGGAUGUAGUUUUUACAUUUUCAAAAUCAGUUGUUGGACUAUAUAUGAGUAAUCUCAUAUGAGAGAUUUUUAUCAUGUAUUUGCCAUUUAUAAUGAUUUUAUUUAUAAAAGUAUCACUAUUGUAACAUA